Messenger RNA from Porites lobata, 21114 nucleotides. NCBI's taxonomy places the organism in Eukaryota, Metazoa, Cnidaria, Anthozoa, Scleractinia, Poritidae. The record is from the annotation of a GenBank genome assembly.
AUGGCCACAGACGUUUUGGAAUACAGUGAUAUUCAUCUUCUUGUGAGAGGAGCUUUGGUGCGUAGCUUUGUUUGCCAUUUUACAUGGGGGCUUAUCAUCGCACGUGUAUCGAUCAUGAUCGUGAUCGUGGAAGAACACAGUUUCAUGAGACUGUUCAUGAAACUGUGUUCUUAUAAUAAUAUUAUAGCAAUUCUUGCAUAAUUUAGCUUAAAAAUAGAAAUAUCCUAGCGUUAUGUCGAGGUCACUCGUCAGAACAUAUGUUGUAAGUUCUUCAAGUUUCCAAGUCAUCCAUCUCAAAGGAAACCAAUCUUCCUUCAGAAAAAUAACAAUUAUUGAAUGAGGCAGAGUAGGAUUUGGAGAAUUAUGCAGAUCGAGGGGGAUCCUCGACCUUCAAACUCGGUGGAUAACAUCGUCCUCUAUCUAAAAAUUCUUCACAUCCUACUGUUUUGUAUUUCUUCCGUUCAGUUUUAGUUAGAAAUUCAGCCAUUUCGUCUUUGGAUAGCCGUGAAUGCCAUUUUCUUUCUAAGUUCACUUGGGAGUAACAGCUAGUUUACCACCUGGAAUCGAGAUAUGUAAUAAUUUUAUUUAUACCAUCAAAUCAAAGGUACCGUAAAAUUCUGAAAAUGAGCCCCUCCUUGUAUAAGCCCCUGCAAAUAUAAGCCCCCCAAACUCGUAAUGCAAAAAAACCCUCCGUUAAAUAGCCCCUCCAAAUACAAGCCCCCCGGGGGCUUGUACUUGGAAAUUGCCCUCAAAUACAAAGUAAAACAAAGCAAAAACAGUAAAUUUCCUUCCAACUAUAAGGCUAGCCCAAUCAAUUUUGAAACGCAAAUUUCCCUCCAUCUGAAUAUAAGCCCCUCCAAAAAUAAGCCCCUCAAAAAGGGCCUUUGAAAAAUAUAAGCCCCGGGACUUAUUUUUGGAAUUUUAUGGUAUAUUUCUAGCAUCUUCUUAAUAUGGUACGCGCAAGUUGAUUAUGUAGAUUUAGGCAGGGGAUUGGAGCCAAUCAGAAAUGGUGAAAUAUUUGAAUUAACAAUAAAUAAACUUAAAAUAAAAUCCUGCACGGAUGGCGAAGAUGGCUGGAAUCUGACCCUCAAAUUUUUGCCGGGCCCUUUCUAAAAAUGAUUUCAAAAGGGUUCAUUUAUUGUCUGCACCCUUGCGGAUUUGGUCUGAACGGUCAAAAUUUUGUUGGCUCCUUUGAAGAUAACAUCUGAACACCUUGUCAGAAAACCUGCCAUCCUUGGUGGGGGGGUGGGGGAGGUUGUGGAUAAAACGUGGAAUGUCAUGGGGUACUCCCUUAUAUAAGCCAUGUAGGUAUGUGCUGCCCCAAAGGAUAUGGUUUUGAAGCUGUUUUGGUCUAAAAAUAGGUAUAGACUUUUUUGAAUCUAGAAAUUAUUGUUGGAUCCUGUAGUAUCUGUGUCCAGUAUAGUAAAAUAUUUUAUCCUUAUUUUCCUCAACAUAAUCAUCAUCAUAACAAGUGAAGUACUCCUUUGAUUUGCAGAAUGAUGGACGUUUAAAAUUGCAUAAAGGUGGAGUUAUUUUUAAAGCAAACAAAACAGGAAAAGUAGAUCAAGCUACAGUUGCAGACAUUGAGUCGACUCAUUGGAUGAGAGUGGCACGGGGAUUUGAACUAACAGUUGCUUUGAAAAGUGGACUGCAGUUAAAGCUUGAAGGCUUCAAAGAGUCUGUAAGAUAUUGUUUCUUGUCUUAAACCAUUUUAUUUUUAUUAGUGCUUCAUAUAGCGCUGUGCACAGAUGACGUCACAAAAACGUGACCCCUCUCAUCAGACAAACAUGGGCCAUUUCUGCAAAAGGUCGCAAGAGGGCUGUAUGAAAAUGCACAGUUUGCGAUCAGUUCUGUUCACCCCUUUAACGUUUGUAGGAGUGUUGCAGUUUCGAAAUUCGAGAAAGAUCCGGGAGAGUAUAAUUUAGAACAAAUCAAAACAUAGCUGUACAAAGGAUUUAAGCAGAGCAGAAAAUGAGAGGACUUUCAAACACUGUUUCUUGAUACGCUAUUGAAGCCGGUAAAUGUUUUCAAAGAACAAGAUACCUUUCAGUCUGAAAUUCAGAUCUGAUUUUCAAGAAUUCCCAUCAAAUUCUUUUAAAGAAAAUUUGUUAUUUGCUUAGAAAUUUCUAUUUCUGUGCGCCAAAGUAGAAAGAGUCGCAGUCAUACCAGAUAUUUGAUAAGUUCAGAUUUUUGUGAAAAUCAGAGACCAUAUUAGUAUUUCAGACUGCUGGGCUAGUAUUCUGAAAACCAUUCCCACUAUCUGAGAUUUGAAUAUACUCAAGCUCGAAGAAUUCGUCCACUUCAAGGCCAUUGAACCUUUUUAAGAAUUGCUUGGCAUUUGUGAAUAAACAUUUAAUGCUUCAGGGAGGUCUCAAUGAUAAUUUUUCUGGAUAUCCUUUGAUAACUUACUCAGUGAGUCACGCUGGUGAAGUGUUAAAAACAUAGAGAUUUCACUAAGGUCGAUGAUUGAGUCUACUUCAAACCCACGGCAAUGUUUGAUAUUGCUUGAGAUUUCUAAAGUAGCAUGGUUUUAGAAGGGUUAAAUCAGAGAAUUAGUGAAAAUGGAUUAAAUAUUUCAGACUACUUCUUUAAAUACAUUUCCCGCCUGCCUGGUCACUCCAUAAACACAGAGUACUUCGCUUUCUUUCCGGAUUUCUCACAUUCAUGUAGCAACUCAGACCACUUUUUCAGGGAUCCUUGAGUUCCUGUUUAACAUUUCCCGACAAACAUGCGAAAAAACAUUGUUUUGACUCAACACUCAGGAAACCCAUAAACUAUUUUUAGAAUCGGUGUGCUGCACUAUUGUUAAUGUUUAUUUUAGGUACCAGUAGCUCAUUUCUGUGACAUUAAAAAUUGCUCCCUGAAUUAAGAGGUUCCAUUAAGGGACAGGCAUCCAGUAAAUUGAUUGGCUGCAAGACAAAUUUGUGCGGAUGUGUUUAAAAUCUCAAAUAAAAAAAAUACUACCUUUCAUUAAGUAUGCCUGGGUGUCAUAUACAGAUGCCCUUCUGCUCUAACCUGUAAUGAAAUGUCUGUGAAUAAGAUUGUAACCUUGCCCCUGCCUCUAAACACCAUAACUAUCUUGCCCUUGAAUCAAAUACUGCACCUCUCAAUACAGUCCAACCCGGCUAUUUCGAACUCGGUUAAUUCGAAGUCCCCGCUAUUUCGAAGGAAGAUCGAAUUCCCUUGAAUUUACCCUUAUGUUUUCAGUCAUUUACUAUCAGCUAUUUCGAAUUCCCCUCUAUUUCGAACUCAUCGUUCUUUCCCUACACCUUAAAUCAAUGCCGUUAUUUCGAACUUGUCAAAAACAGAGCAGGUAAAUAAGAGCACAGCUGGAAACGUAUUGCAUUUUAUUUGAGCUCGUGUUGCGUAAUUAAUGACUUAACAAUGCUUACUCACGUGCAGUGUCCCGCUAAGAAAUUCCAGCUGUGUUAUUCAAUUACAAAACAAGACGCACUGUUAGUGAACUGUUCUUCCGGCUGAAAUACUCAUUUAUGAACUCUGCUGUCUCUAUUCUGAUCAUUCGACAUUGAUUUUUAUGUAAUAAGUGUCUUUCUUCAUACUGUACUGUAUUUUUUAUGAUUCAUUGUUACUAAUUUUACGCUUCCCCGGUUAUUUCGAAACCCCGCUAUUUCAAACUUUUUACCAUUUCCCUUGGGACUUCGAAAUAGCGGGGUUUGACUGUAUCAUUGAUAUUAUGACACACCCCUUAUCAGUACAGGAAAUGUUGAAUUGAGCAGGUCUCUGAGUGGCCAUUGCAAUAUGUCAGAAUGUCAAGUAUGACUUGAUAAUUUUUAUUUGGAAAUUGUGGUGUUCUUAUUGGUAUUUCAUUAAAAGGGAAACCAGCCCUAUUAAAGUUUCUGUCCUUGAAUUUUCUUUAUUUAGGACUAUGACCAACUAUCGGCAUUUGUGAGGAAGUAUUUCAAUAUGGAAAUGGAGGAAAUUGAACUGUCCGUGAAGGGAUGGAACUGGGGAGUGGCAAAAUUCAAAGGUAAGUUGAAUGGGUGGGUAAAUAACUUUUGAUAAUCUCCUAAUUUCUUCUCAAUUGCCAGUACCUUGCAUUUUCUGCGAAACAAAAGGAAAAUUUGACUUUACAUCAAGGGUCUUUAUGGCCUCUGCCCUUUCCAGACACCUUUUCCAGGUUGAGGAAAGUGUAAAAUAAACUGGUACUGAUACUUUUUGGGCAAAGCUCAUUCCUCAUCUAUGAACAAAUUUAUGGUAAACAGCUUAGUGUGUACUAUGAGUUAUAGUUGGAAGGAACUACAACUAUAAGUUACGAAAGCUUAUAAAAUGUGCUCGCAGACAUAAUUAAAUUAUGUAUAUUAAAGGUGAAAGGUGAAGCUCUGAAAUUAUUAAUUUUGUUUGCGUCAGUAGGCAAUAAAAGUUCAAAAAUUGUGAAAAAUUGUGAUUUAUAAAUGAAUGGCUAAAAUGGCUUAACCUGUAGGGUAUAGUUUUUAAACUGUUCUUUAUGUAAAUGACUACAUCUCAGAUCUCAAACCGGUCUUGGAUGUUAUUUCAGGGUCUUCUCUUUCUUUCGAAGUUGACGAAAAGCCCGCAUUUGUUGUUCCUUUAAAAGAUGUUUCCCAGGCAACGACUGGUGAGUCUUUUCUUUAUGGUUGCAUUCACGAUGAGCAUGUUCAGUGUUAUUUUGCGAUAUAAAUUGACCCAGGCUUACUAACACUGCAGCAUAUUUGUCCUCCAGAAAGAAAAAUAUUGAGAACUGUGAACACUUUGGUUUGUUCCAUUAGGUAAAAAUGAAGUUACCCUGGAGUUCCACCAACAUGAUGAUGCUCAAAUUUGUUUAAUGGAGAUGAGAUUUUACAUUCCAGCCACAUCUGAUGGCACUUCAGAAGAUCCAGUUAAAGUAAUGUAGCAUUACAUCUAUUGUUACUAACAUGUGAACUGAAUGAUUUUAUCAUUGGUUUAAACUUUAUUUUGCCUCAUUUUUAGCUUUUAUGAUAAUAAUAUUAUGAUGAUGAAUGCAAAACAAAUAAUUGAACCCCAACAUGAAAAAAAUUAUUACUGGGCUGCCUGUGGAAGGUCUAGUUAUAAUUUCAGUUUUCAGUUGUCUACAUAGAAAAACGAACACCCAGGGAAGAGACGACUCAAGGUCUGGGCACAUUUGUUUCAUACGAUUUCCCUUUGCACAAAUAUUUUUUUGUACCUCGCCCAGUUUGUUAUGCUUCUUCUCAAUUCUGUUUGCCCAUUCAGCAAGCCCAAUAUAUUGAUGUCAGCUUAAUUACCAAGUUUCAAUAAACCUUUGAAAGUUCACAGUUUGCAUAAAGUGUCUUACCAUACAUAUCUUUUUAUGGAGAUGUAAACUAAAGCCACUGCAAAAUGAGAACUUAAAAAAGCCUAUAAUCAAUUUAUCUCAAAACAUAAUACACAUGACCAGUAUUUUCCUGAAUGUGUUUUGAAUACAAGCCAACACUGUAAAUGUUAGGGGCAAAAACAGGAUUAAUAUAGUGCUCAGUUAUUGUGCAGUGAGAUGAAUAGCUUGAACCAAAAACAAUUUCAGAGAUCGUGUACAUGUGAUCCAAAGUAAACAGCAAGUUCAUGAGCACAUAGUGCGUUUACAGUGUGUUUUGUUCAGUCUUUUUAAUACCCAAGGACUAUGGAUAAUAUUUUGAUAUUGUUUAGCUGGCACAAAAAUUCAGAGGAGUUAUAAAGCUUAUUAAUUUUCUGCCAUGAAAAAAAGUUCGUCACGGGUGAGACAAACGAUGAAUUUGAGCGAAUUUUCAAAUCAUAUUAGCAUUACGGUAAAAAAAUAUGUCAUCGAUCGUUUCAUCUAUUUACACUGUUUUUAAAAGUGUGUGCCAAUGAAAUCAACAUGCAAGCGAGAAAUCUUUAAACUCCUUUAUGUCACAAAAUAAGGAUUAAAUACCUUCACGUUGAUGAAAAAUAACAAGGGAAGAAUCAUAAAACUGAAUAUUUUUAUCUUGUGGAUUAAAAAUUAUGUAGACUGUAGACUGCAAAUUAGAUUAGUCUAUGUUAAGUCGCAGUCCAGUGAAUGAGCUCUGUGGAUCAGGAUCAGUGGGCAGUUGACUGUCUGUUUUAGUAAUCUUCUCGUUUUCAUACAAAAUACAUUAUUCCUUUCUAGUGUAAGCAGCCCAGUGGAUUCGCCUUUUGGCGAGUCUAGUUCUUUUAUACUUUAUAUUAAUUAGUUGGUACAGGAUUUGUGGUACUCCUGAUUAUUUUUAUGGAUACUGACAAUGUUUGACAUUUGUCUCUGAGUAAGUUUUUCCCUUUUCAUACAGAAUUUUCAUGAACGGGUUCUUGAGAAAGCAGACAUCAUUCAAGCAACAGGAGAUGCCAUUGUUACGCUACCUGAUGUGGCCUGCCUUACACCAAGGUACUGUUGUUCAGUUAUCUUGACAACACUGCAGACCUCCAUACUUGAUAACAUAGACCAUAAAACAUAGUGAUAGUGAUGAUGAUGAUAAUAAUAAUAAUAAUAAGAAUAAUAAUAAUAAUAGACAUUCCCAUAAAUCAAUGGACAGCUAUAUGAACAAUGGUUUUUAGCUUGUAGGGUAUUUUUAUUUAUUUUUUCUUUAUUUUUUGUGACACUUUUAUCAAAUCAUUUUUACCCAUGGUUUUUUUUUUUUGGCGCAAAUUAUAAUAUUGUGUAAUUGUUGCUACAUAUUUUAGUUGAUGCUGUGGCUGGAUACAGUUUGUCGCCCAGCCAAAGCUUUUAAUUUUUUCUCUAGGUAUCCAGACCUUGGUACUGCCAUAAUAAUAAUAAUAAUAAUAAUCGUAUAGCUAAUAUCCUGCAGAAGGUGUUUUAUGUCUGAGGGAACAAUUUAUGACAAGAGUUCCAGUACCAAUGUUUACUGUGAGAAAUAGAGGAUAAUAAUAAUAGUAAUAGUAAUAAUACAAUUUUAAUUGUCCUCUCCCUGUAUGGAGCUUUUCAGGGUUAAUGAAACAAAUAAUUUAAAUGGAAUAUAACAUGGUUAAAAAUCCCAACUGGUAGGAGGGAACCAGUCAACUAUUUUAAAAGUGUGGCCCACGAUUUGAGCUUGAGACUACCAGAACCAAAUCCAGCUAGUAGUCAGGGGGGACUUGAACUUGGGGCCUCAGAAUUACAGUGGAACCUCCUCUUUGAGACACUUCUAUUCAAGAGACACUUUCAUUCAGGGGACAGAAAAUUUGGUCCUGGAAAAACGUCCUCAUAAUCUUGUUACCUCUAUUGAAGGGACACUUCUAUACAAGGGAAAGGGACACAUUUUCUGGGUCCCAAAACCUGGGUUUGACCUCCAUUCAGGGGACACCUUAGCACUCAAAACGUAACUGACCACUACUGCACUGGUGUGAAUUCAACUUAUAAUGUCGCAGAGAUGGGUUAACGAUGAUUUUGAAUUUUUUGUAUUGUCUUUGUUGGUUAACUAUUAUCAAACCCCAGCCUGCCCUAACCUCUAUUCAGAGGACACCUCUUUUCAAGGGACACUUGCCUUGGUCCUAAGGGUGUCCUCUGAAUAGAGGUUUCACUGUACAAGUCCAGCGCUCUAUCCACUUGGCCACUGUACCUCUGUAUAGAACUGACCUCACCUUCUCUUGAUUCCUCACAUAAUCACAUAGUCAGCUUUAUCCCAAGGACACAUAUCCCAGAGAAUCUUCAGUACCUCCAUGAAGCUUCUGACCAGAUUUUGGAUCUAGUUCAUCCAGGGUUUUAUUUACUUGCUAUUUUUUAUUUGCAUACAGCUUUUUAUUUCACAUUAUGAAUGAACCCACCAUCUCCCUCUUUUUUUGUCACCCUCAAAGUUUGUUUGUCAUGUUUAGGUUCCCUUAGUUAUGUAAAGCCAAGUGCAAUAACCAUGAGCAUUGUUAAGUACUUUAAACAUUAACUGAAAUGCAUGGAGAUUGAACAAAGAAUAAUUUCUCAUUCAGAUGUCUAAUAUCAUGUCCUUUUUCCUAGGGGUCGAUAUUCAAUGAAAGUGUUUCCAUCCUUUCUUCAACUUCAUGGCAAGACUUAUGACUACAAGAUCCCUUACACAUCAGUGUUGCGGCUUUUUCUCCUCCCACACAAAGACCAAAGAUUUAUGUUUUUUGUGGUAAGGAAGUGUAUUCUAAUAAAUUUUCUUAAUAAAACAAGGUCAAAUUGUUCACUGGGGCUGUUAGGAGUGAACAGUGAUAAGUCUAAUUUAAAUUCUGUUUUUAAGUUUUUUGUAGUAAUAACUGUUCACGUCUUUACUUGUGAAAUAAUAUAUAAUGCAACAUGUGUCAAUGACACAGGAAGGUCUGAACUACCAGCUUUUGAGUCUAAGAUAGAAUACAUUGCUGCACCACUUACAUGUAUUACCUGUUGAAGCUGUUGAUGCAGAGGAGGUUAUAAGUGACGGUAAAGUGAUUCUUAAUUAUCACAGGUUAGUAUGGAUCCUCCAAUCAAACAAGGCCAGACAAGAUAUCCAUUCUUGAUUAUACAGUUUGGAAAGGAUGAAGAAUUUGAUGUAAAGCUUAACUUGUCAGAGUAAGUAAUAUUUGGGUUUAGUAUUUACCAAAUCAGUGAAUAGUAAUUUUCGUCCAUUUUGAUUGGCUCCUGUAACUUGGAAUAUCCUUAGCUAUUCACUGUUUUGCAACCGGAGCCAAGAUAGCAUCUCAUUUCAAGACAUUUUCUGAAGAUGGAAUUUGAGCGACAAAUGAAGUAGUCGUACAAAGAAAUACCAGAAAAGUGACGAACUUUGGCUUGUUGGUGUUUAUUGGUAAUUAGAAAAUUAUUUUCAUGCUGAAUUUGCAACAAAAGUCGUAACAAUCACUUGACAAAAUCCCUGAAAUGUUUGUAAAUUGUAAACAAAGUUCCCAUUAAGUGACGUUUUUAAUUUACCAAAAGUUAUUCUCUUCAUUUUUAUCCACCUAAUUUGGUAAAAUUUAAUACCAAAACAAUUAUCCCCCUCAGGGUCAGUGAACAGCAUUAGAUGAGUGUCAAGUGUUUGACAUUUUCAUUUCAUCAUGAAUUCUUUCUUUGGUCCCAUUUUACUUAGCGCGAAAAAAUUUUUGAAGAGCAGGAUUGAUCACAUUUCCGGUUCUGUAAUUUGAAUUGUGGCAUAGGUUGAUUGGUUGGAGGCUCCUUCAUGGGUGAGACAUUUCUUACUAUUAAUGUGACUGUGUGAUCAAUACAGUUAAGCCUUAAUGUGCUGCUUGUGAUGGACUGUGUGACUGCAUGAUGUGGUUCGCAAGUCCAACCCACAAAUAUCACCCUUGCUCGCCAACCAGUCCUCAGUAACUCAGAGGUUAGAGCAUCCGAUCUAGAACACGGAGGGUUGUGGGUUCAAAUCCCAUCUGGGGCUCAGAAUUUUUCUGUGUCCUCUUACGGUUGAUUCUUUACAUCUCCCUUUACUUCCUUUAUAAUAUUAAUAUAGGUGGCAUAGGUAAUUUGAAUUCCCUCAAAAAACUUCACUUGCCCAUUGGGUGAGUUAAAAAGAAAAUUUGCAAAAUUUAGCCUGAUUGCAAAAUCCACACUGCUACUCCCAGCAAUCUAAUGGCUUACCCCUUGCGGAUUUUAUUUAGGGAGGAGUUACUAGAAAAAUAUGAAGGCAAGAUAACUCAAGAAAUGACUGGUCCAAUUUAUGAGAUUGUGAGCCGGCUCAUGAAAGCUGUUAUUGGAAGAAGAAUUACAGUGCCUGGAACAUUUAAAAGGUAUCAAACAACAUUAAUUUGAUGCUUUAUAACCGUAGUUUGCAGUUAACAGUUUCACGUUACCCACCUUAAGAUUCGCGGGUGGUAGUUUGCAGCUGUCGUGUUUGUUUUCAUUCCUUUGCUCACUUCUAUCAUUUUCUGAGAAAUCCUCCUCAAAAUUAUGUUUCUAUGAAAAAGAAUUUGAUAUUAAUGAGGGAAAGAGCUCUCAAAAGACUAGUAGUAUUUCCUCUCAAACAUGGGGUCGUCAUAUUUUCUGGAACCAAAAAACUUGUGGUGUAUCAUCUGUUCAUACAUGAACCUCAAACUGCAAACCUGACGGCAAGGCACUGGUCGCAUGACUUCUUGAUGUUUGGGUUUCACAGGAAAUGGCAAAAACCUUGAUCUUAAUGUCUCUUUUAUCAUUACUAUUUGUAUGUAGUUAACCCUUUAAGCCCCAAUAUCCACAUACAAAUUCUCCAAACUGACCUCCAUACAUUUCCUUAAAGAAUUAGUUGAGAGAAUUUGAUAAAAGAUCAAAGUAUUUUCUCUUAGGUGAUCAUUUAAUUAAUUCUCAUAACCUCAUCUGGAUGUCGUUAGGAGAAAAUUGCUGUUGGUCACUAUUGGGACUUAAAAGAGUGUAAGUUUUCAGCUCAGGGCAGAUAAUUAUUGGCAAAAGUAAGAUGAUGAUAAUUUGAUUAUUGAAUUUUUUUCCUUUUGUAUUUCUAGCCAUACAGGAAACAGUUGUAUAACCUGUUCAUACAAAGCCGGAAGUGGAAUGCUGUUUCCACUGGAAAGAGGCUUCAUAUUCGUUCAUAAGCCCCCUGUACAUGUACGCUUUGAUGAGAUAUCCUCUGUGAACUUUGCUCGUGUGGCAGGGGGGGCAGGGUCCAGUCGAUCAUUUGACUUUGAGGUGGAGACUAAAUCAGGGACCACUUACGUAUUCAGUAGCAUUGAAAAGUAAGUAGACUGGAAAGGAUGUGGAAAAAUAAUAAUAAGAUUUUAAUGUGCUUGCUACCUUUGUUUAACCCAAACGUACACCUGUACAGUAAAAACUUGGAAUAAGAACCUGCAUUUUCCCCAGUUAGCCUUAACAGGUUCUUACUUAAAUGGUAAUAAGCACAAAUUGAGGCUGUUUAGGUUCUUAAAUAGGUUCUUGUUUUAAUUGUAGCUAAGAAUAUUUAGUAGUAUUCAGCUUAUUCCUUAUGAUAUAAUCUGUUUACCAAAUUAGUAUCUAUGUAGUAUAAGAAGAAGAACUGAAGCAAAGAUCACAUGAACUUUGAAGUCCUCCUUGGGGGAAAAUAAGAUACAUGUAUCUUAUUUGCCCAAGCGCACAAGAUUUUUCUUAUACAUUUUAGAAAAUAAGAACAUGUUUGAAAUUUUAGGCUCAAACGUUUCUUGUAUAGAGGGGGCUAAUUAGCAAAUUUUAGCGUAACAGGUUCUUAUUAAUCAGAUUCUUACACAUGGGUUUUUACUGUGUUUGGUUAAAAUGGUUCCUGUGAUAAGCCAUGAUUUUUCCCAUCCACGUACUGCUGGUCUUCAUUAAGCAAUGGUGUGAAUAGGGUGUGUGAUAUUCCUCAAUUCAGUGUGUGUAUGAAAUGUUGCAAUCAAUAACACAUCCAUGUCCAAUACCCUCCACUAGAUUCCAGUGGUCAAAAACUGGAGUCCACUGGAGUUUAUACUGGAAGUCUAGUCAUAAAAUGAAACUACCCUGGUAGAAGUAUAAACAAAAGGAGCUAUCAUGAGACGAACAAUUGAAUAGGCCACUUCUGAGUUCCAAAACCCUCUUUUUCAAAAUGAGGUUAAGUGCACAAGCUUUCUUGUGAAAAUGAGUUUUAUUUGCAUGAGAAUGAAAAAUGAUUUCCAUAUCAAAGGCUGAGCACCUACCCUCGUUUUGAAACAAAGGCCUGGGGGAACACGGAAAUGGCCUAUUGUUGAUCCUUAUCAUGAACAAACCAUGAAUAAUAUUCUUUAUAAUAUGAGAUACAAGACAGAACUGUUUCUUGUUCUCAAGCCUAGCAAAAACUAAAAACAUUACUUCCCCUGUAGAAGGGAGCCAAACAUGAACCACUUAAGAGAAGUGUUUUCUGUUUAGUCAAUUACAGUUCAUUUUUUGGCCUUGAGACAGCUCAAAAACAGAUUUUUUCAAAUUAAUUCACAAAUGUACACUGUUUGUAGCAUUGAAAUCAAACAAAUCAGCUCUUUUCAUAAUAUAUUUGUAAAAUACAAUCAAAGGUUUAGUACAUAAUCUGAGUGAAAAGAAGCUAACAUUUAAAGCUUACUGGUUCUGAACAUAUUUUUAGAGAGGAAUAUGGGAGGCUCUUUGAUUUUGUUAGUGGGAAGCAUCUGAGAAUCAAGAACACUGGCAAGGUAAGAGUCUUUGUUUAACUUAAUUUUGUUUUUUAGAGCUCAGCAUUAGUAACUGUCAUUGAGGUAACUAUCCACUUAGCAAUAUGUAUGCGUCUUAAAUGCUCUGUUCGCCUCUUUGAUUUUUGCAUCAGAUAGGAAAUCUGUAAACCAAUCAUGAAAGCCACAGUAGCAAAACUAAGUUCACUUCCAUUGAACUUAAUUAUUUUUGAUGUUAUUGAUAGUGUCUUCUAGUUUUGUUUUCAAGAUAUUAUCAGUUGAGCUGGUUUAAAUUAAAAAUGUGAAAAAUGUGUGAUUGUUGUUUCCUUUACUACUGUUGGAGACUGGGCCUGAUUGUAGUUGAGAUUUGAUUGACAGAUAAAUUGUACAUGUGAACACAACUGACUGUGACUUUAGGUCAUGGAAUCUUGUCUGAUUCUGACGCGAGAGUGAGGAACUGAGUUUUUUGGUUGGAGAGAAGGGAAAGGUGGACACAGGUUGUGGUUAUUUCAUCACUACCGCAGUAGACAGUCAAUCUGUAAGUUAGUUGACCAAGCCAGGUUUUUGCCCUACUGUAUUUCCGGUGUGAAAGCAUACCGCUACUAUUAAUUUCUUAUCGGAUAUUUCCCAUUAUUGUCAUUUUAAUUUUUAAUGUUCAUGUGUGGUUAAAGGUGUCAUCUAAAAAGUAUGAAGAUGAACUGAUGGCUGGUUCAGAUGAGGAUAGUCAUGAUGCUUAUCUGGAGCAGAUGAAAGCAGAGGGAGCUGAAAGAGAUGAAGAUGAUUCAGAGUCAAGUGAAGGAGGUCAGUCUGUCUACCAAAAGGGUUUUUCUCUUAGAUAUUAUGAGUAUGAUUAUGAUUAUGAUUAUUUUUGCCUUUUUUAUCAAUAGUGUCGUAAACACUGAAUGGUUGUCUGAAAAUCACUUUGUAAAAUAACUAGGAUAGUACGCGCGCUCUGAUUGGCCGAGAGGCGUAUUUGUAUGAAAGGAUGUAAACGUAGACUACGAGUAGUCCCCAUUUUUCCUCAGGGAUAGCAGAGCGAGCGAAACGCGAGCGCGCGUGAAAAUCACCCCACGCUUUGGCUUGCUUUUUUGUUUAUCCUUUUUCAAGUUAAAACUGUCAAAAAAGAGGGAAACUGGUACGAGCCACCUUAAGCAGACCACGAGCAGUGGUCCUUCUUUCCUCAGAGCCACCCGCGGUUAGCGAAAAAGUAAACGCAUGCAAAUUAAUGAUACAAAGGAGGAGAGAUUGGGGCAGAGGAAGCUUGUACCUUGUGGCUUCGUUUCUCACCCCUCGUGCGUGCUCUGAUAUGUUGUGACUCAAAAGAAAAAAAAAGAGACUGCUUGCAUUGUAAAAUCAUUGAUUCAAAAGUUAGAAACAGGACAUAUCUCAAGGCUUGUCCCAUGAAAGAAGAACUCCUCAUUAUUCGGUAAAAAAAAUAAUGAGUAUUACCAGUUUAUCAGCUCGCAAAUUAAGUGGAGCAUAGAAAGGAUGUGACACAGAACCCGCAUAAUGGAAACUGCAACGUAGGACCAACCAGGAUGAAACUUGAGCAAGUACGCAAAUACAUAUACGAAUUAUUCACUCUCUUUAUUCUACUAAAGAGCAAUUUCAGUUUGUGGACAAAACUCAGGGUAUAAAUUAAUCAGUAUUAGUCUCUUGGGGGACUUAAGUGUUGCUGUAAGACUCACCUUUUUGUUUUCUAAUGUGACAUUAUCAGAUUCUGAUGAUUCGUUUGCACCUGAAAGCGGCGCGGAGGAUCAAGAUGUUAGAGAAGAGUAAGUCUGCAGUGCCUUAAGUAAUAAUAUCAGUCUACCCCCAGUUGUUCAAAACAUGGAGGACAAUAUCCACUAUGUAAAUCACUAUCCAGUGGAUAAAGAUUAGGGAAUGCGGUGGAUUAUUUUAAGCUGGCCUGUAACAUUAAACAUAUAAUUUUAUCUAGUUAGCAAUUAUAAAGACGUUUUUAUUAUUAUUAUUAUCGUCAUUAUAAUCAUUAUUAUUGUUAUUGUGUUACCACAUCACCCUCAGCACACCAUCGUCAUCAUCAUUAUUAUCAUCGUCAUCUUCACCUUCACCAUCAAAGGAGAUUUACCUGAUGGAAAAUGGUAUCCACCCUUUGAACGGUCCUGAACACGCAGAUUCAUAUCAAAGGCUCCUUAUGAAAAACUUUAACAAGUGGCGUACAAUCUUACCAAGGAAAAAUCUUAAAUCAAACUCUGUAAAUUUUACUACAGACUUAGUAUUGUGUAGUAUGCGUGUAGCUGCUCAACUAUUUUAUAAAAUUGUUUUUUUGCAUAAGACUGCGAUUCUGCUUGGACGUAGCUCUUAGGGACGGGUAGACUUUCUCAAAGUCCUUCGCUUCUCAUUUCCGGUUCCGGUGGUUGGCCCCAGCUCGGUCGCUCGCUUUUUGCCGCAGAAAACAUAAAAAAUGUAAAAAAUCAACCGCUCGCGCUUCGCGCUCGAUCGUGAAAAAAAUUAAGCUCGACUUGAAGGCAAGUCUGAGGGACAGGGAGCGAUGCGAGGCAGCUGUUUGCAAUUGGCAGGCUAGAUUCUGUUUUAGCCUGCGUGCAGACGAUAACUAAACUCUGAUUAGUACCGUCUGCGAAGCAGCGCAGAGAUCCUUGUUCUGGACCCCCAACCGACUCAACGAAUUACCGGAAGUGCGUUUCGAAUUUCCCUUCAACCUGAUUGACUAUUAUCAGUCUUGCGACAAACAAAACAAAGGUCUUUUUUAACUGGCCAAUCGUGGUGCGUACUCAAAUCUGGGUACACAGCUGGAAGUCCAGAACAAGGAUUUCGGCGCUGUUUCGCAGACGGAGUUAACCACAGUUUAAUUUCGUCUGCGCGCAGGCUAGAUUCUGUUUCUGAUACCUGGCCACCCAGACUUCAAUCUUUAAGUCGCAUUAAAGGGAAGGAAAUCUAAUGCGCCAAACAAUUCGAAUCUUCAACAACUCCCUGGGUAACCCCCCCCCCCGGGCAAAGUGAGUCGGGCUUAUAUCAUCUACCAAUGAUAAUAUACCUUGUAUUAAAAAAGGGAGUGAAUUAGGGUCAUGGUAACAAAAUUUCAUACCUUUACCUUUCAAAUCAUGUUCGAACAAGCCAAACUCUUUCAUCCAACUAUGUAAAAGAUCGCAGUAUGGAACUACGUUGUCAGACCCCGGAUCGUAAAAAGAAGUUAAAGUUGACACUUGCGGUUCUAAUUCCCCAUCCUACCUAAGCAAGAGUCAAAUUCCCUCCUCACCGAGCAUAGUACGUGCCCGGGGUUUCCCUGGGGGGUAUGUUGAAGUUUUGAAUUGACUGGCGCGUAAAUUUUAAAAAAGAUAAAUUAUGAGUCUCAAAGAUCGAUCUAGGUUUGUUGUGUAAAUUAAUAGACUGUGUUUGGUGGCAUCUUAUCACCAGGUUUGAGAGCAACCCAUCGUCUUCUGAGAGCGGAUCUGGAUCCGACGAAGAAGGCAAAUCAAAGCCAAAAGAAAAGGAGAAGAAGAAGAAAUCACCUGAAAAGAAAAGGAAAGCUGCUGAACCAAGCACCAGCAAGUCACCGAAAAAGAAAGCCAAGGUUGCGGUAUGUCUUAACAGCAACAGAAAUUAUCAAUUUAUCAGUCAGUCAAACCUCAUCUCAUUCAUUACAGUAAUUUCCUUUCCACAAAGCACAGUCUAGAACUAACUCCUAUGCCUAGAUACAAUAUAAAAGCCUCAUGACAAAUAUCAUGGUUGUUCACCUUUACUUGGGCAAUGAAUUCAAUGAAAGGAGUUGUGCAUUGAAAAUCUAGUUUUGCUGAAUUUUAGCAAAGAAACAAAAGCUGUUCACCUUUUGGAUUCAAGAAUUCGGACUCACAAAAUACACACGACGAGAAAAGCUAUUAAAGCGAAGUCGGCGAUAUAAUUUACAAAACGUGCGAAUGCAGCAAAGGGCAGACCCCAUCCACAGGUAUCCGGAUAUUUCUUAAUCCGCGCUUUUUUUUCCGCAUUCUUAAAUUUCCACAUCCACACGUAUCCGUUUUCAAAUCGAAUUUGCCCGUCCACACGUAUCCGACACGUAUCCGGAUUCAUUCUAGUACCCAGGACUCCUCUGGGAUUUGGUAACAGAGCAUGCGUCGUAAAAACGGGUAAGAGAGAGAACUUGGGAGCAAGGUUGUCAUGUUGAAUACAGUAUUCACGGUAAAGAACUGAGCUCGAUCUUGUUACGUCACCGGAUAAAAAAUAUUCGGAUUUAGCGUUCACACGAUUGCGGAUUCAUAGCGUAUUCAAAAAUUUCCACUCUGGAGAGCGGAUUCAAAAAGUUGCGGAUUAAAAAAAUAUAAGGACACGUGUUGACGGGGCCUAAGAAUGGUUCUGUUCUCAAGAUCAAAAGUAUUCACGCACGAGUGAGGAAUGUGUUAAAAGCGUGCAUUUUACAACGUUGAAGAACGCAUUUUUGACAUUGGUUGCUCUUCAUCUUUUAUUACUUGGACCUCUUUCGGAAGUCGCAAGAGUAUUUUGGCCAUGAAAAAAUCGGGAAAAAGAGCUCAGGUGUGGUAUAUAAUCAUGAUAUUUAAGUACAAGUAUAAUUAUUCUCGCCCGAAUAAAGUUAGGUGGUGUCAAAAACUAUCGCGUGUGUAAAACUGGAAAUAUCUUGUAUUCAAAUUACAGCUAUCAAGUUGCUUUGUGCAGUACUCAUUGUUUACUGUGUUGUACGAGGCUUUCAAACGUUUGUGGCAGCGGAUCAUUCCAUUUAUUACUUAUAUGAAAACGACUCACUAAAACUGCCAGGUUGUUUAAUGCACAGACUGAAGGUUGGGCAGUGGCUGUCAAGUAGCACUUAAUAGGGAGCUUGAGCAACGACGAUCGAUCGUAAAAAAAGAUUAAUUUGCGUUUUUGCAAACUUUAUUGCGUAUAUUUGGACUCUUUCAGUAUGUGAAAUGUACGCGAGUUCUCCUGGAAUUGAAUUCUUAAGGACUUUAUUCAGGUUUAAAAAGAGAAAGGAAAAUUAUUCUUCGUAUGUUCACGUCCUUCGUAAAACGUCGCAUUAGGAGGUUUCAGGUCAUAGUCAAGCAGUGGACAUCAAGGAAAUGUACUAAAAACCGUGAUGCUCGUGCAGAACUGUUGUUUUGUUCAUAAAACCAAUUGUUUUUCGACGUUUUUGUUGUCGUCGUCAUGGUUGCUUAAGUUACCUAACUUGCUAUAGUGCACUCUGCUCCGUCUUUCCCGUGUUUGUGUAUAGUUUAAUUCAUGUAGUUUCUUUUUAAAACAGUCUCACAAUUUAGCCUGAGAGCAGGCUCACAUGUUUGGCGUUUCUUUCCGCUAGUCGCAGGGGCGGAUCCAGGAUUUUUUUAGGAGGGGGUGCACUCGUCUCUUGCUCUACUUCAACACCAAUAAACCACAUAGUUUUUUUUUUGCAGAAUACCAGUUGUAUUAGAAAACCGCAGGUCAUCUCGGGGGGGGCGCACCCCUGCACCGUCCCCCUAGAUCCGCCCCUGAGUCGAGCAACGCAGAAGCCAACGCGACGUCCAACCAUGAAAGCAUCGCUUAGCCUGCGUGGACGUGUGUCAGGCGUUAAAAGGGAAAGAGGAAGGGGCGCGCGAGAGCACGAGGCCGGGCGUGCAAAGAGGGGAAAAAUAGGACCUCCUCGCGCUCUCGCGUUUGAAUUCCUUCUUCCAGUUUUCCUUUGAACGCCUGAUACGCAGGCUUGGCGGCGCGAAACCCAAACACAGUAGCUCACCCGCAGGCUACAGUUACUUUAAACUGGAGCUCACCUCAAAGGUGUAACUAUGUUUUUUUUUCUGACUUUGCUGGCUGUAUGCUUUCCUAGGCAGAGAAACCCGAAGGCAAGAGGAAAAAGAAGACCAAGAAGGAUGCAAACGCUCCUAAGCGAUCGCUAUCGGCGUACAUGCUGUGGCUGAACGAAGCUCGAGCACAAAUUAAGCAAGAACACCCUGGCAUCUCGGUCACUGAGCUAUCCAAGGUUGCAGGGGAAAAGUGGAAAAAACUGGAAGAUAAAACGGUGAGUCGAUAAGUCAUCAUUCAUUUACUUCUGUACUCAUUUAACCGCCGCUGGUUUCUUCGCUUUACAGUGUGCUCAGGUCCCAAGUUAUAGGUAUUGCUUCGUGUGGUCCUUGUCCAAGGUUUAUUUGUUUGGUAAGAUUUGUGUAAAAUAGAAUGAAAUUGUUGUAUGUAUAAUAAAUGUAUGGGGCUGUGUAGAAAUCUUACUUGAAGGUUUUCGUAAACGCUUCUCGAGAAGCAAUCUCGUUCCCAGAGGCUGCGAUCCUUUUGGUCAGCACCAAGGAUCACUGAAUAAGGGUAACGCAGACUCUGGGACGAGGUUGUUCGAGUAGCGGAGAGUGUUCUCCACUUGUGCAUUUCCCAUAAUACUCCUUGUCCCCCCCCCCCUCCCUCCCUCUUAAAGUUUUGUGUAAUUUAUUGUCUUCAAUUUCUCUUGGGGCGACUGUAAUACCCAGGAGGAAUUAAAAAGUAAUGUAGACGGAGGGCUCUCGCUUUCCUCUGGACAAGUUAAUGUUUCGGAAAACGCUGACGUCAUAGCUACUCGGAAUAGAUGAGCAUAUAGCCUGGAACGAAAACUUACCUUACGAAUGAAAGGUCCAACUGAAAACGAUGCGAAUACGCAAGGAACUUUCGAUGGUGAGGAGAGGGCGUUAAUGUUAACUCGAAAACGAAGGUGUUCGGAAACACAUUAGAGUAGACUGGGACUCCAUUGUUAAGCUGGGUCAAUAAAGGUCAUUCCCCACUAAAAGGUUACUGCUUACUGCAGAUUUGAAAACAGUUCAGCGUAAGCGAACAGAAUGUGUUGGCUACUCAGUAGACCUGCUUUGAAUGUUUACGCUUUCUUUUUCAAUAUAUCUUUUCUUUUCUGCCUUGUUCAGAAAUGGCAAGAACAAGCGAAAAAAGACAAGUUGAAAUACGACGAGGCGAUGAAAGCUUACAAGGAGAGCAAAGCGAAUGAACCGAAAGAGAGCCCUGAAGAAUCCAAACCCAAGAAGAAGAAAGGCUCAGUUAAGGAGUUCUUUGGAAAGAAAGAAGACAAAAAGAAAAGCUCGCCUCGUAAAUCGGGUGGCGGCGAAUCACAGAAGUUUAAGAGUGCGGAGUUUGUGGAUACAGACGAAAGCUCUUCAGAAGAAGAAGAAAAGGUAAGCUAUGAUCUUUUCCCAUCAAUUUUUUGUGGUGGUUGUUGUUGUGUGUGUGUGUGUAUACCCAAAUGGCCUUGUUUUUUUAUGAUAUUAUGGCCAAACAGAUUGGGAGAAAAGUGCGUUGUAAAUUCAGCUAAGAAAAAGGAUACGAAAUUUGGUUUUCGCCAUUGUGUGCGGAGAGUAGGUUGGUCUUACCUUUUAGUUUGAUCACGACUACGUUGUUGCAAAAGAAGCCUUAUGGUUUACCCUUUAACGUGAGUUUUUUGCACUUUUGGAGGAGCUAAAUGCCAUUUUUCGGUCUGUAUUUCCUGUACGGUAACCGUUGAAACUGGAAGGUCCAUAUGGGUCUUCUGUAUCCCGUAAAGUUUUCUCCUGCUUUCCCCAUUAUUAGCAGACGAAACUUUGACUUCUCAGAUUAUGUUUUGUUUGUAACUUGAAACGGCAGUCUAGUUCGUUUUGUUAACAUUACCAAUUACACUUCCUUAUGGGUUAUGUAACGUAACGUCAACGAAGAAAUUACUGGUCAACGACAAAAUCGCAGCUUCUCGUCCUACAAAUAAACUUCCCGAGCAUUAUAUCAAAAGUUACAAACAACAGAAAUAUGAACUUUGAUGGAAUGUUAGGCGAACAAGUUUUCAAAAAGCGCUAUUGAAACUGAUCCAUUUUUGAUCUUCAAAUUUGUCCAUCCUUGCCCACUUUGGUAUUUGCUGUGUAAUUUAUAUCUUCUUUUAAUGUUUAAACGAUUAUUUUAUGUUUUAUGGCUCAAUUUGCUGGAAGUUCCUACUGUUAGAAUGAUAAAAUUCAAUGAUUUCUUCGUACAUUCAAAUGAUGUUCUGUUAUUCAUAAAAAACAGAAGUCUAAAGCCAAAUCCAAACCGAAACCCAAAGCAAAAGCAGAAAAGGCUAAGAGUAAAAGCAAGAAGGAUUCAGACGAAGAAUCUGAAGAGGAGGAGGAAUCAGAAGAAGAGGAAGAAGAAAUGAGUGAAGGAUCUGAUUCAGAUUGAGGAUAGCCGGAAGCCGAAACUGGAUAAUAAUCUCUUUCAUUGUCAAGAGUAGGAAAAAUCAUUAGCCUAUAAUCUGUAAGAAUAAGUUGUCAUGAGAAGGUACUGUAUAUAAGGUAUAAUUAAAAUUUCAUCCGGUUUUGCCAAUCAGUUAUCACGUGCAAAGAUGUUAAGUAAGAGACAAUGCCUGUUUUCUCGUCUACGCUUCACCCCGCUUCUCUUGUCUUGUUUGCCGCUACCCAAACGCUGUCAUAGAGGGCUUUAGAUUCUAAGACGAGAACGACUACGAGUACGAGAUUUUCUCAAUACUAUGCAAGCGCGUGAACCAGCAUCAUUUUGGCGGGAAAACGCGAUAGCCUUUGUCAUUUUACUACGAGUUUGAGCGAAAAUGUCGUAGUGGCGAGAACAAGUUUUCAAAUGUUUAACGUUUUGUCAUAUUGCGAUCGGGAGAGGGCUUAACCUCCUUCAAUAUAGAUAACAGUGCUAACUUUUCUGGUAAAAUGAAGCUUUCCGGGGUUUCUCUUUUUCGAGAAUACGCGAGAAACCUUUCAGUCAAAUCUCGCACACAUCGUCGUUCUCGUCUUCGAAUCUAUUGGUCUCUUAUACGCCAUUUGCACGAUGACGUCUUUUUACUGCUAAGAGCAGAAUUAAUUCCGUUUUUCCUUUGAUGUUUAAAUUUGUUAAUCUCAGUGAGGUUUAAAUAACAAAAACCCAAAUAUGCACAAGAAAACAAAAUCUUGAAAGGAUUCUGGUAGUGGUAGUAGUAGUAAAAUGACUUCAUCGUGCAAAUGGCCUGUGGAGCCCACUCAUUAUACACUGCACGCGUUGUAUCUCGGGAUGUAUGCUUUUGCAUCUUCCCAUGAUGCCCUCGACUUCAUUCUCCUCGCUCUGCUGGCGCCUGGGGACGAGGAAAAAUAUUGGGCGCAAACAUGACCUUUUGUUUUAGAGUAGAACAACUAUACAAUGUUGUCCGGAGAGAAAAUCUUUCAGCCUAAAGAUAGGCAACCCUUGAUUUGCUUGUGAUCGACCUUUAUAAAUAAAACGACC